UCGCUGCGUCUGAUUGUCAAUCAUCAGAAAACACAGGGAAUACGAGACUGAAACUGGGGGGAAGGUCGGGUGAAGAGAAAAUCUCAGGUCAUAUUGUACACUGAGUCAGUGAAUAAUAAGCGGAGAAACUGGUGGGAACCACUUCGGGAGCGAACGCGUAAGCGCUCAGUCCAUGAGCGUAAAACUUGGCGAGUUUCAUUACUGCGUGUGUACACUCUGGAAAGAGAAAACACGGGCGAUUCUUGUGCAGACGAGGAAAAGGCGAAACGCCACCUACAAAACUACGGAAUAUUGCGGCGAAAGUGGAGUAUAAAGUUUUGUGUUUUUGAUCUAAAGUCAUCGGCUGGUUUCGGGAGUUUGAGUCUUGCUUUCCUUGAGAAGUUUAAGCAGCUAGUCGGGUUUGGAAUUUCAGAGUCCUUCGCAGUCAGCUAUAGCGAGGUGGGGAUCGCAGGGAGGAGUGUCGGUUAUCGGGAAUUACGCAUAGAACAAACCUCUCCACGGCACAGAAAAAAGCCGAGAAGAUGAGCGGGGGAGAUGUUGUCUGUUCUGGCUGGCUGAGAAAGUCUCCGCCUGAGAAAAAGUUGAGACGUUACGCAUGGAAGAAACGGUGGUUUGUUCUUCGCAGCGGCCGUCUCACCGGAGACCCCGACGUGCUGGAGUACUACAAAAAUGACCACACCAAGAAGCCCAUCCGUGUUAUCGACCUGAACCUGUGUGAGCAAGUGGACGCCGGCCUGACGUUCCGAAAGAAAGACCUGGAGAACAGCUUCAUCUUCGACAUCAAGACCAUCGACCGGAUCUUCUACCUGGUGGCUGACACGGAGGACGAGAUGAACAAGUGGGUCCGGUGCAUCUGCGACAUCUGCGGGUUCAACCCAACUGACGACGAUUCGAGUAAACCCUCGCACCAGGCCAGCAGCGCAGUCAUGGACGUGCCCCCGCACCCUGGCCUGGUCACCAUGUCCCCCUCGCCCAUCAACAACGUGCCACCCCCCUACCAGCCCGUCAGCGUCCGCCACCUGGAGUCCUCAUCCAGCCUGGAGGAGCCGCAGGACUACCUGUGGCUGGUCAACUGCGAGAGCAAGAAGCCCGAGCCGGCCAGGCCCCAUGCUGGCUCCUCCAAGUCUACCUCCUCAGAGACGGACUGUAACGACAACCUCCCCUCACACAGGACUUCGGCGGCAGCCGUCUCUAAGCACGCCUCGGUCAACGGCUUCUUCUCGCAGCAGCCCAGCCUGUACGACUCGCCCCCGUCCCGCCUGCCCUCCCUGUCCACGGAGGCAAGCCUGUACAACCUGCCCCGCAGCUACUCCCAGGACACCGUGCUGCUGCCCAAGUCCGCCUCCUCGCCCCCGGCGCCAGACGCCGACUCGGCCGGCGAGAUGUACGUGUUUGGCGUGCCCUCCCGGAAGGCCUCCAUGGAGAGCCAGCUCCGCCAGGUGUCCAUCAGCUACGACAUUCCCCCCGCGCCCGGGAGCAACUCCGCCUACCAGGUCCCCAGGACGGCGGGGCCCGAGGUCGCCGGAGCCGUCGCCGCGCAGUCCGACGUGCCCCCUCCGCGGCCCCCCAAGCCCUCGCUGACAGCCCCCCCGGAGCGUUCGCCGACGGAAACCUACGCCGUCCCGCGCUCCGUCUCCGAGACCGACGGCAACUACUGCGUGCCCCCAAGCGCGGGGAGCAAAGCGCUGCGCAGCAACACCAUCGCCACGGUGGACUCGUCCCGCCUCAGGAAAGAUUACGGAUCUCAAGACUGCUACGACAUCCCCAGAUCGUUUCCAUCGGAGGGAAGUGGAUCGUUUGAGUUUAACGAAAGCUUCAACGCCUACUUAAAACACAAAGGCAUGGUGCCCGUGCGCAGCGCCUCCACCGAGGAGGUGGACGAGAACUACGUCCACAUGAGCGCCAACUCGCCCUCCCACCACCACUCCGGCAGCCUCUCGGAGCCCAUCCAGGAGCCAAACUACGUGCCCAUGACCCCCGGCACGGUGGAGUUCUCCUCCCUGGGCAAGCAGGUCCCUCCCCCAGCGCACAUGGGCUUCCGCUCCAGCCCCAAGACCCCGCCCCGGCGGCCCAUGCUCAUCACCGACUGCCAGCCCCCGCCCGUCGACCGCAACCUCAAACCCGACCGCAAAGGUCAGAGCCCUAAAAUAUUACGGGCCAAACCGCUUGGUUUAGAGCGAACUGAUUCACAAACCGUAGGUGAUUUCUCCAGACGACGCAAGGUGAAACCGGCCCCUCUGGAGAUCAAGCCCCUGCCGGAAUGGGACGAGCAGCCGGCGCCCGUCCGCUCCCCAGUCACCCGCUCCUUUGCCCGGGAUCCCUCCAGGUUCCCUAUGCCUCCGAGACCUUCAUCGGUGCAGAGCACUGGCUCCAGCACUGACUCCGAGGAAUCUGAUGAGAAUUAUGUUCCCAUGGUCGUCCCUAAUAUGUCCACAGACGAACCAGUAUGUAAACUCAACUCCACAGCUACUCUUCCUGCUUUGACACAAAACAUGAAACUCAGCGCUCCAAUGAAUGCAGAAGGAGGCAGCAGUCCCAUGGUGAAGCCCAAAGGAGACAAACAGGUGGAAUAUCUGGACUUAGACCUGGACCCUGGCAAAUCCACUCCCCCUCGAAAGAAGAAGAGCAACGGCACGGGCAGCACGGCGUCGGACGAGCGGGUGGACUACGUGGUGGUGGACCAGCAGCGGACGCGGGCCCUGAAGGACACCCGAGAGGCGUGGAACGACGGCAGGCAAUCCACGGAGACCGACUCUCUCUCGAAAGGCCCCAAGUGAGCGGCGACACUGAGACCCAAACUCUGCCCCCCUCCCAAGCCCCGCCCUUUCCCCCGGCCCCCCACGAGCUCACGGCCCUCGCUGGAGGACCCCGAGGGAGACUGUGCGCAUGGACCACAGUGUUGUGUUUACAGCGCCACCUAUCUGAGUGCGGUGCCCCUGGCUCUGAGAUGUAAGCUCACUACUACGGCAACACCGCGAUGCAGGAAGAACUUCCCCCCCUCUCUCUGUUCGGCUGGAGCCUGUAGAGACGUUGCUAAAGCAGGAGACCUUAGGACCAGUAAAACACUUUCUCACAUUGCAUUAAGUUCCCAUGUGCUUUCGUUCACAUGUACACUGUUUCGACAGCUGACGGGACAUGCUGCGUUUGAAAAUUGCAUUCACACAUUCACAUACUCACACAGGAGUAGAUUCA
Megalops cyprinoides (Indo-Pacific tarpon) is the source of this 3192-nucleotide messenger RNA. RefSeq names its product GRB2-associated binding protein 1 (gene gab1). NCBI's taxonomy places the organism in Eukaryota, Metazoa, Chordata, Actinopteri, Elopiformes, Megalopidae. The transcript has 12 exons. The record is from RefSeq and is a predicted model, not a curated record. The coding region runs from base 522 to 2777 and encodes 751 amino acids.